Molossus molossus (Pallas's mastiff bat) is the source of this 1177-nucleotide messenger RNA. RefSeq names its product potassium channel tetramerization domain containing 7 (gene KCTD7). Gene Ontology annotation, biological process: protein homooligomerization. Bases 112 to 1065 code for a protein of 317 amino acids. The transcript is spliced from 5 exons. The record is from RefSeq and is a predicted model, not a curated record. Gene Ontology annotation, molecular function: protein binding. Lineage: Eukaryota; Metazoa; Chordata; Mammalia; Chiroptera; Molossidae.
CCGACCCCGCCGGCUCGUGGCCCGCGCCAUGCCAGGCGCUGCUCCAUUCUAGUGCCGCCGUGUCCGUUGCCCGCCUGCCUGAAGCCGCGCCCACAGCCCAGAGCCAGAGGGAUGGUGGUAGUCACGGGGCGGGAGCCAGACAGCCGUCGCCCGGACGGUGCAAUGUCCAGCUCCGACGCCGAAGACGACUUUCUGGAGCCGGCCACCCCGACGGCCACGCAAGCGGGGCAAGCGCUUCCCCUCCUGCCUCAAGAGUUUCCUGAAGUUGUUCCCCUUAACAUUGGAGGGGCUCACUUUACCACACGCCUGUCCACCCUGCGGCGCUACGAAGACACCAUGCUGGCAGCCAUGUUCAGCGGGCGUCAUUACAUCCCCACCGAUGCCGAGGGCCGGUACUUCAUUGACCGGGACGGCACACACUUUGGAGAUGUGCUGAAUUUCCUGCGCUCAGGGGACCUGCCGCCCCGGGAACGUGUGCGGGCUGUGUACAAAGAGGCCCAGUACUACGCCAUAGGGCCCCUCCUGGAGCAGCUGGAGAACAUGCAGCCACUGAAGGGGGAGAAAGUACGCCAGGCAUUUCUGGGACUCAUGCCCUAUUACAAAGACCAUUUGGAGCGGAUUGUGGAGAUUGCCCGUCUGCGUGCAGUACAGCGAAAGGCCCGCUUUGCCAAGCUCAAGGUCUGUGUCUUCAAGGAGGAGAUGCCCAUCACCCCCUAUGAGUGUCCACUUCUGAACUCUCUGCGCUUCGAACGGAGCGAGAGUGAUGGGCAGCUGUUCGAGCACCACUGCGAAGUGGAUGUGUCCUUUGGGCCCUGGGAGGCUGUGGCUGAUGUUUAUGACCUACUGCACUGCCUGGUCACAGACCUCUCAGCCCAGGGCCUCAUCGUGGACCACCAGUGCAUUGGGGUGUGUGACAAACACCUCAUCAACCACUACUACUGCAAGCGCCCCAUCUAUGAGUUCAAGAUCACAUGGUGGGCUGGAUUAUACAUUUCAGAGGCGCCUUUUGGAGAUUCCCUGAGUCAAGCAGGCAAGAUGUCUACAUCUGUUGUCUUUGAGAUGUAACUUCCUUUCUGGAGGCUCAGAAUACCUCCUUGGCUGCCAUUUCUUCUUUCAGGAUCCAGUUGGUGGUAAAUCCCCUUUUUUUAAAACAAAUCUUUUUUCUUUUUCAAUUACA